Messenger RNA from Vicia faba (fava bean), 525 nucleotides. The record is from the annotation of a GenBank genome assembly. Lineage: Eukaryota; Viridiplantae; Streptophyta; Magnoliopsida; Fabales; Fabaceae.
AUGGCCGAGCAAACCUUCAUCAUGAUCAAGCCCGAUGGCGUUCAAAGAGGCCUCGUUGGUGAGAUUAUUAGCAGGUUUGAGAAGAAGGGUUUCUACUUGAAAGGUUUGAAAUUUGUGAAUGUGGAGCGUGCUUUUGCUGAGAAGCACUAUGCAGAUUUGUCUGCAAAGCCUUUCUCUAGUGGAUUGGUGGAUUACAUUAUCUCUGGCCCUGUUGUUGCUAUGAUCUGGGAGGGUAAGAAUGUUGUGACAACCGGAAGAAAGAUUAUCGGUGCCACAAACCCUGCAACGAAUCAACCUCCAAUCUCCAAGGUGCAAUCUGCAACAAUGGCUGAAUUUACAAUCUCUCGUCAACUUCAUCGUAACUCUUCUUUACCUCUUCUAAGACCGGUCCGCUUUCGGCCCAUUUCGGGUCCCUUUUUUUUAAUUUUAUUUAUUUCAGCAAUAUACAUAAUCGUUUGGGCUUUAGCUUACCAUUUAAGCCCAACGAGAUUCUCUCUAUACACCCUCCAUUUUGAUGUUUUCUAA